CUCCCCGUUUUUCCUCGACCGCAUUCCCCCAUCGCUUUCACUUUGCCCAACUUAUUUUUUAGCGGGACGAAGCUACACCGGUUGAGCAACCGCCUGCCCGGAGCCAGACUUCCCUGGAAGUCGCCCAACAUCUCCUCGCUCCUUCCGCCGCCUCUCUCCGCCUGCGGCUGCCCGCGUUUGUUUUCCCCGACUUUUUACUUUCACUUUCGGCUUCCGCGAAAGCAGCUGCUUGUAGCGAAGCGCCGCGGCUGGGGUGGUUUCCAGAGCCCGGCCGGGAGAUGUGCCAAGACUCGCCUUCCGGUCCCCGCUGCCAGCGCCCUCCGUUCAGUUUGAGCCGGCUGCCGUCCGCGGAGGAGCUCUCUUAAAUCCGUUUCUCGAGUUACUCGCCGACAGCUGCUUUCUCCACCGGCUUCGCGCCGCGGCUCUGCAAGCCGGGAAGCGCCCGGCGGCGGCUGGACUCCGCGAGAGAAGCGCCUCCAAGGGCCCGGCUCCUUCCAGCACCGAGGCGCUGCUCGAGCGAGUUUGCGGCAAGCUCCCUUGGCCCGUCUAGAACCGGCGCGAUGAAGCCGGGCAUGUGGUCUUGGGUCGCCUUAGGGAUGCUGCUGGAUUUCCUGGCCCUCCACUUGGCUUGGAAGUGGAGGCCCUCGCCCUCGGGGAACCCCGUGGCUUUCUUGUGGGCCGUCGCCAUGGGGCGCUGCGUGUCGCUCGCCCUCGCGGGGGGCACCCUCGCCCGCUCCGGAGAGGCCAAGCUUCCCUGGAAGCUGUUGCUGCAAGGCGCCUUGGUCCUCUCCUUCCAGAUGCCCGGCUACGUCAGCCUGCAGUACCUCUACCAGCCGGAAGGGGGCGCCCUGGAGCUGGCCUACAGCUGGGGCAGGAUUGAGGUCCUUGUCCUCAACUACCUGGUGUUGGGGUUGGGGAUGCUGCUGUUCCAUCUCCUCCUCCCUUCGGGGGCCACAGGAACGGAAAAGAGGACCUCGGCUUCCUUUGGGCGCCUCAUCGCCUGCCUGAGGCCAGAGGUGCUGCGGUUUGUGGCCAUCACGGGGCUUAUAGUGAUCUCCUGCAUGGGGGAGAUGGCAGUUCCAUAUUAUACCGGGAAAGUGAUGGACUUGCUCAUAAGCAAGAAGGGAGCCUCGGCCUUCAAGGAUGCUCUGUACAUGAUGACUUUUUUCACUCUGGCCAGUGCUACAACGGAGUUUCUCUGCGACUUCCUGUACAAUACAGUUAUGAACCGAUUUCACACCCGCUUCCAGGGCUCCGUCUUCAGGUCCGUCCUGCGCCAAGAGAUCGGCUUCUUCAACGCUAACCGAACAGGUGACAUCUCUUCCCACAUCUCGUCUGGCAUCGAUGCCAUGAGCGAAGCCCUCUCGCACGAUCUGAGCCUUUUGAUGUGGUACCUGCUCCGAGGCGUCUGCUACUACGCCAUGAUGCUAUGGAUCUCUGUGCCUUUGACCUUCUUCAUCACCGUAGCCCUGCUCUUCAUCCUGCUGUUGCCAAAGCUCACGGGGAGCUACUACCAGAAUUUGGCCAUGCAGGUCCAGGAGUCCUUAGCCAAGGCUAACGAGGUCGCAAUGGAGACCUUCCAGGCCAUCUCCACCGUCCGCAGCUUUGCCAACGAGGACGGCGCGGCUCAGCGCUAUGAAAAGAAGUUGGAAGAGACCUACCAGCUCAACAAGAAGGAGGCCGUGGCCUACGGUGCCUCCCUGGGGGUUCCUGAGAUCUUACAGCUGAUCCUCAAAGUGGGGAUUCUCUAUUAUGGGGGACACCUGGUCACUCAAGGGAAGUUGAGUGGUGGAGCUCUUGUUACCUUUGUCCUGCAGGAGAGUGAGCUGUCCACAGUGAUGGAGGUCCUCAUUAGGUCUUACCCCUCUGUGCAAAAAGCCGUAGGUUCAUCAGAAAAGGCUUUUCAGUAUAUGGACCGGACACCCCAAAUCAAGGCCUCGGGAACUUUGGCGCCCGCAAAUUUAAAAGGACACAUGAAGCUUGAAAACGUUUGGUUCUCCUACCCCAGCAAUGGCAACUCUCCAGUCCUGAAGGGAGUGUCUUUAGAGCUGAUUCCUGGUACUGUGACUGCCUUGGUGGGCCCCUCUGGGUCCGGGAAGAGUACGGUGGUGGCCUUGCUCCAGAGGUUUUACGAGCCCAACCAAGGACAGGUGGUGCUGGACGACGAGAACUUGAGCGAAUACGAGCAUCACUUCCUGCAUCAAAAGGUGGCGCUGGUGAGCCAAAAUCCCAUACUCUUUGCCCGAUCCUUGCGUGCCAACGUCGCCUAUGGCUUGGAAGACCAAAGUCAAGAGAAGGUGAUCCAGGCUACUCAGCGAGUGGGAAUCCAUCGAUUCAUCUCCACAAUGAGCCACGGCUACGACACAAGUGCCGGGGAAGCAGGCAAGCUGAUUUCUGGGGGGCAGAAGCAAGCGAUCGCUCUCGCCCGAGCGUUGAUCCGCAACCCCACAGUGCUGAUUUUAGAUGAUGCCACCAGUGCCCUGGACGCGGAGAGCCAGCAGCAGCUGGAGAAAGAAAUCUACGACGGGGAAGCUCGCGGCAGCCGUUCCGUUCUCCUGAUCUCGCACCGGCUUCGCAACGUGAAGCGGGCUAAUCUCAUCCUGGUCAUGGAAGACGGGGAGAUCCGUGAGAAGGGGACCUACCGGGAGCUGGAAGACAAGAAGGGCCUCUUCUGGCAACUGCUGCAGAAGCAGCCCAAUGGGGCAGAGGGGGGCAGGAACAGCAGCCCCAAUGGGAACAACAGGCAUUGAUAACCGGCAGCGUGAAAACAGGCAGGUGUUCCGGUCUGGAUCCCGAAACAGCAUCUGUCGCUCCUUGUGAGGCUGGUACAAUAGAGAGAAGACUCAGCAACACGACACUCUCGUUAAAGAUUGACAAUUGGUCAUUCCGACAAUUCUAAAACUGCUGUUUAGAAAUCACAGUUUAAAUGAUGUGACGUCUGUGACAGCAGGAAACAUUUUUUUGAGGGGGGGGAGGUGUUCAUAGUUUAAGAUGGCAGCAGGCACGCUGGCUGAGGACUUCUGGGAGUUGAAGUCCAUGAGUCAUAAAAUGGACCAUGUUUGAAGACCCUGCUCUUGAUGGUUGAUCGUAAAAAUCAGAAACUGCUCACCCCUUCAAUAUCUUCCUUAUUCGUUCUGAGGCGGGUUGUCUCAACUGUUGUUAUUAGUUUGAUGCUCUUUAUACAUUUAAUCUUUUUUCCCCCAGCCUA
This is a messenger RNA of Crotalus tigris (Tiger rattlesnake), 3208 nucleotides long. It is a transcript of the gene TAP1, whose product is annotated as transporter 1, ATP binding cassette subfamily B member. The record is from RefSeq and is a predicted model, not a curated record. Bases 561 to 2750 code for a protein of 729 amino acids. Gene Ontology annotation, molecular function: ATP hydrolysis activity; ABC-type oligopeptide transporter activity; ATP binding. Gene Ontology annotation, cellular component: membrane. Gene Ontology annotation, biological process: transmembrane transport. The transcript is spliced from 12 exons. Lineage: Eukaryota; Metazoa; Chordata; Lepidosauria; Squamata; Viperidae.